Pomacea canaliculata is the source of this 5360-nucleotide messenger RNA. RefSeq names its product toll-like receptor 3. The transcript has 12 exons. Gene Ontology annotation, molecular function: transmembrane signaling receptor activity; protein binding. The record is from RefSeq and is a predicted model, not a curated record. Gene Ontology annotation, cellular component: membrane. Bases 570 to 3188 code for a protein of 872 amino acids. Gene Ontology annotation, biological process: immune response; toll-like receptor signaling pathway. Lineage: Eukaryota; Metazoa; Mollusca; Gastropoda; Architaenioglossa; Ampullariidae.
UGUAGUAGUAGCGACACUCGACGUGGCACAGGACUUGUGUAUAGGGCAUGCUGCAUCCACUGCUCACAUUGUGUUGUCUUCCUUUAUCUGAUUGCACGGCCUGCUGCGUCCACUGCUCGCUGCUGUCUGUCUUCCUACAGCAGCUGCGGUUAGUGUGACCUCGUCAUGCAGUGACCUCGUCACGCCAAGUGUGCUCUCGUUGCUGCCACGUCUGCCCGACAGCUUCCUCCACCCUACUUGGAGACAGCACCCUCACCCACCUCACAGUGUUGUUUGUGAUUUGCUAAAAGGUGACAUUAAAGGCCACACGUCGCGUGGAGCACGACUUUCCCACAGCACGUCAGACCGUUAACCGUGUGGAGGGCACGCGACCACAGGCGGAGGGCUUCGUCUAAAAUUAGAAGCUAUCGUUCUCCUCCAGUGCAGCAGUGUCACCUGUAUUUCUGACGGGAUUCCAGGAAUACCCGGACUGCUUCUAGGAAGACGGCCUUUGGUGUGAGCAACCUAAAAUCCAGAGAUGCUUUAUACUCGAUAAACAACCACCCAGUAAACAACCAGCCAGCAACAACAUGACCACCAUCACCAAGAUGCUGUUGUUGAUCCUGUUGAUGGUGAUCCAGGCCUGGCCAUUACUGCUGACCUUUGACCAGCAGCACGAUGGCAACAGCACAUGCCCCUUCCCGUGUUUCUGCAACAAGAUGCUGACUACAGUCAACUGUGAUGGCAAGAGGUUGACAAAGAUACCCACCGACCUUCCUCAGCAGGUGGUAAAUCUCUCUCUGGACCACAAUCUGAUUGCCACCCUUGACAAGGCGGCUUUGGCUAACUUAAGCAACCUGAAUACUGUCUUCCUUCGCAACAAUCCACUUCGGCAAAUUGACCCUUUGGCCUUCCAGAAUCUUCCUCAACUGAAAAGCCUCUACUUGACUAAUGGCCGUAUCCAGCAGCUGCACCCUGAUGUCUUUCAAGGUGCGGAGUCCUUAACGUACCUCAGCUUGGGUGCAAACAAUUUGACACUCAUGCCAGAACUGCGACGACUGACCAAUCUCACGACUUUGGACCUCAAUGCCAAUCAGAUUGAGAAUGGAACGGUCCCCACUAGCUAUGGGACGAUGACCCACCUGAACAAGCUGGUACUCAGUCUGAACAAGAUCCCCAGGCUCACCAGCGACUCCUUCAAGGCCCUGGCAGGAGGUCGCCUGCGUGCUCUUGAGAUCACACGCAACCAGAUUCAGGAGAUAAGUUCAGAAGCGAUGCAACCUCUGACAUCGCUGCAGUCCCUGAAGAUUGGUUACAACGCCAUCGAUGGCUCGCAGCUGCAGAACCUGUUUCUUGGCAUGCAGAAUUUUACCAACUUGGAGUCAGUGGACAUUCGCCAAAUUCAGUUGGACGGCAGCAUUCCUUCUAAGACCUUUAGCCUCCUGGCCGCUUUGCCGCUCAGGGUCAUCAUCUUCAAAAAUAACAGGAUUAAUGUGAUUCCUGACCAGACGUUUGCCAACCUGCCUAAGCUUACACAGCUGGAUUUGUCAGCAUGUCAGAUACAAAAUGUGUCUUCUUCUGCCUUUGAGGGCCUCCCAGCACUGCAGAUCUUGUUUCUUGGUGACAAUCAGCAAAUUACAUCUGUGCCACAAAACCUUCCAGCCAGCCUUCAAAAGCUUUACCUACAAGGCAACAACAUUCAGAAGCUUCAGGGCCAGGUCUUGGCUCCACUGGUCAACCUUCGUGAGCUGUACCUCAGUAACAACAACAUGAAUGAAGUGGCAUCAGAUUCAUUCCUUGGUCUGUCCAAUCUUCGCAUUCUUCACCUGAAUGACAACAAGCUUAGCUACUUUCCCAAGGACUUCUUCUACCCACUUAGCAGUCUUGAAACUCUCAUUCUCAAGAACAAUAACAUGAAAACAUUUGACAAGAGUGAGGGAGUCUUUGAUUACCUGACUACCUUGACAACACUGGAUCUGUCCAGCAACCAAUGCUCCUUCAUGGGCUUUCGUGACCUGACUGCCCUUGAGAGUCUUCACAUCCUUUACCUGCAAAACAACAAUCUCAGGGGUGUUUUCGCCAAUGAUGUUGGUGGGCAGUUUUUGUCUGGUCAGCGCAAGUUACAGACACUGCUGCUGUCCAACAACAGUCUUGAUGUUAUCAAUGACUUGGCAUUCAGAAAUUUGUUCCAGUUGGAGAAAUUGGAUCUAAGCAACAACCACCUCUCUUCCUGGGGUCCUGGUCUUUUUACCACACCUGGUAGAAAUCUGCAGAAACUGGACCUUAGUAACAAUCAGAUUGCAUUGAUAAACCAGACAUCUGUAAAAGAUCUUCAGCUGCUGAAGAUGCUCAAUCUUUCUUUAAACCCUUUUGCUUGUACUUGUGACCUUCGCUGGUUUCGUUCAUGGCUGGACAACACUACAGUCCCAGUGCCUGGCUGGCAGACCUACAAAUGUGCAAGCCCACCAGAGUGGAAUGGGAAGUCACUUGUUUCAUUCACAGCACAGAAGAUCAAGUGUGAGAGUUACCUAUGGUACUAUGUGGGCGGGUUCUCUGCCCUUGUUUUUGUAAUUACCUUGGUCAUCUGUGGGGUCACCUACCGCCAGCGCUGGUUCUUGAGGUUCCGUAUGCACCGUGCAAAAAAGGCAGUCAAGCGAGCUAUAAAGGGUCAGGAUAGAAGGCACAGGGAUUACCAGGCAAUUCCUGGUGAAGACAAAAAGUACGACUUCUUUUUGUUUCACAGCAAAGAGGAUACUCAGUGGGUGCGUGAAAAUAUCUUGCCAGUCCUGGAUAAUGGUGAAAUAGAAGGAGGGCAUGGGCAGAGAUAUACAGGACGAUUUAGUCUGUAUUUUGGUGAGAGGGAUGGCCACUGUGGAAAAAGUGAAGUGGCAAAUAUUGAUGAUAAUCUCGAGGCUUGCAGAGCUGCUUUGGUGGUUCUCACACCCAACCUGGUGAAGGACCCCCUGUGUGACCCUGUACUACACCUGAUUAUUCAACAACAAUACGAAGGUCAAAUAAGCAAGAUCAAUGUUAUUAAGCAUGGCAAGCUGGAAGCUGAACAUGUUCCCAAGAGUCUGCGAAUGAUGAUGCAAAACAAUGAUUUUCAAGAAUGGUACAGCCUGGCCAGACCCCAGGAUGACUUCUUGGAGCAAGUAAAUGACCGCUUAGCCAGGAGUUUGCUACCACCAAGAGAUACCAUACAGGCUUAAAGGGGAAAAUGGGACAGUGCAGACUGUGUCAUUACACUGUGAUAUUGUCUUGAUAUUUCAGCAGCUACAGUCCAGUCAGACCUGGUUAACCCUUGGUUCAGCCUUAAUGUUUAGUGAGAGGUAGAAGGGAAAGCUAAACAGAUGUAUAUCACCACAAGCAUGUCAUUUGGACAUCACUCAUAUCCAUCUUCUCAUGACCCUGCUUGACAUAUUCAAAGAAAUUUUUUUUACUCAGAGUAUAAAACAAGAAAGAAAACUUUACAAUCUUCUACAGGCUGUCUAGUCGACAGCUGUAACAUGUAACAUAUAAUCCAAAAAUUCAGUCUACAGCUGUAAUAUAUAGCAUAAUCCACAAAUUCUUCUCCUUCUCUGGCCUCAGUAUUACUGCAGGCAGGACUGGUCUCUGCAGUUGUUGCUUUGCAACUUGAAUGAUAUAAUGCUGUUCUGCAGAGCUUGUCUGUCGAUUAGAUGGUGUGAAUGCAAAGAGUUCAGAAGAGUGUGAUUUUUUUCAGUAAAUCAGAAUAUUAGCCACAAGCCAUGAGCACAAGACACCUUUGCUGUGGGAACUACAUUGAUUGCCAAUAAAGUUUUAUAUGUAUUUCUAGCUUUUGAGGGCACCCAUCCAGCCUAUCUUUCUGCAAUGCUGUCCAUCUAUUUUCCUUCUAGAUCACUCUGAUCAUCUAGAGAAAUGCUGCUGUCUCCAAGAUUAACUUAAAUUCUUUUGGUAGAGGUAUGUUUCCCUUCAUUGCCCCACCUGUCUGGAAAACUGUUCCUUCCUAUUUCAUCAUCUAAAAAUCAUAAAACAAGGGUUAUGUUUCAAAUUUAUGCAGUUUGAACAUGUAGAUGAAGAGCUGACUGUAGGUGAGAUAUUGAGACUGAAAAUACAUAACAAGUGGAAUUUCCUUGUUCACACCAUGCUUACCACAAAACAGGCUGAAUAUUAUUAUAGUGGUAUUAUAGUUUCCAUGAUAUUGAAUCUCUCUGGAUGUGUUAGGAGUUGCAUGGAGAGUUUGAAUCUUGGAACACUGCCUAUGGGAACUAUUUGUCUGUCUGCUUGUUUGUUUAAGUGGUUGACUUUUUAAAGGGUUAAUGUGUCAACUGCCGCCUCCCUCAUUUGUACAGACACUGGUGUGUGCAGUGCUCCUCUUCUACAUCCCACAGUGACUUUUCAUCACCGGCAUUUCACUUUCUGGUCUAUACUGCUUGCUGCAUCAUACAGUCAUUUUUUUAAUGCUGCUUUUAUCACCAUGUCUUUUUUUAACCUGUGAUACCCCCAAUAUAAAUACUUGUCAUGAAGUGCUAGUGCUUAAACUGUGCUAUGCAAACUCAUACACCUGAGAUCUGAGAACUUUUAUUUUUAAAAAGUGAAUGUAUUAGUUGACCUUGCAGAAAAUUCUACUAAAAAUCAAACUUACUCCUCCCAAUACACACUCCCUCUCCCCAGUGAGCUUUUGAUGGCAGUCCUCACUCACAUCUAAUCAAGUAGCCAACAUCGACAUGAGAAUUACCACCCUACUGACGCUCCGCCCUGCCUACAGUGGUGUGGUGGACAGGUGACUAACCCUCACAUCCCGUCAAUCUGGCAGACAGGUGUGGGACCCCUGAGGGCUGAUCGCACUUGGCUUACUCUUACCACUUAGGGCUGUCUCCCUCAUAUAACACCUCUGCGCUUGCACAUAAGUACCCCUCCCUUUUCUUGCAUAUGGGGCCUCAGCCUUGUCAAGCCACCCUAGACCCUAAUUAGGGGCGAUUGUUACUUCCCAUUUAGGUUACCACAUGACACUACCAGUUACUAAUAAUGUAUCAAAUAUUAAAAUAAUGCAUCUUGCAUUAUUUUUUACAAAAAGAAAUUUUACUGUAAUUGCAUUAUAAGGCCUAGACCAUUUUUUUAAAUCAUUUUGCACUUGUAAAGAUAGUUUUUGUGUGAUAACCCAAAAUAAAGCAGCCGAGGCCAGCAAAACAGUAUACACAUUCAAACAACAUCUUCAGCAAAUUGUAUUAGAAUUUAAUAAAAUUGUGGUAUUCUAAUAGAGAAUUGAAUGCACAUUAAGAUUUUUGUAUCUAAACUGUAUUGUCUCAUGGCAAACAUUCCUUCUUUGUAAUGUUGAUCAUUGGCAUUUAACAGACCACACUAACAAUUAUUUGUAAUUAAAUUAUAGAUGUUUCAAGUUC